Didymodactylos carnosus is the source of this 1049-nucleotide messenger RNA. Lineage: Eukaryota; Metazoa; Rotifera; Eurotatoria; Philodinida; Philodinidae. The record is from the annotation of a GenBank genome assembly.
AUGGCCAUCGCAUUUAGACGUCUAAGUGCAAUUAGAGAUUCACUUCAUCUAGCAGGUAUCGAGAAGGACCCAGAACAAAUUCUAGAGCCCAUCUAUGGUUAUGCUUCUGAGCCGCUUCUCUCUCUGGAAGAAGCUUGCGAACCGCUGCUGCCGAUUGUUGCUGGUCUACCGGAGCAUAUUCGUAUCGCUAUAGAGAACUCAAAAGAUCCUGCCGAUGGUCUCACUCGCCAAGAAUCAGCCGCCAUUCGUCUCUACAGUAUGGAGUGUGACUCUGACAAUGUAGGUGCUUAUGUAAGUCUUUAUUCACAUCUCAAUGAAACACUUAAACACGCCGAUCGAGCUGAACUUAGACCCUGGUUUCGCUACCUUAAAUUAUUUCUUACUGCCAUAGCUAAACUUCCACCAUGGUCUGGUGGUGUUGUGUGGCGUGGAGUUCGCAAAGAUCAAAGUAAUGCAUAUCCACAAGGCACUGAAGCCGUAUGGUGGACUUUUUCAUCGUGCACAUCAGCGCUGGGCGUUCUCGAGUCCGAUUUUUACUCGGGCAAAGUCGGCACUCGAACACUAUUUGGGAUUGAAACACUCAAUGGACGAAACAUACGAAAUCAUUCCCAUUUCCCAACUGAAGAUGAGAUUAUACUAUUACCGGGCACGCAUUUUGAAAUCCCAUCAACUAAACGAGCUGGGCACAAAAAUGGAGCAACAUCAAAUUCGCCUGGAAACGACACGUAUAGUAGGCAUGAGGAAUCAGCAAACAGUUUUGAAACCCAUGAAGUAGAACUGUGGAAUCUUCGUCAAGUUUAUGAAUGGCUGAAACAUUUUGGUAAAAUGUAUGCCAGUGAUGCUGAUAAAUUAUAUUCACAUGGUGUAGAUGGACGAAUGCUUCUAUCUGCUGUUGACGAUCAAAGUUUACAAGAUAUAGGAAUUACAUCAAUCAUGCAUAGACGGAAAAUACUAAUGACUAUCGAUGAUUUAAAACUGGUACAAAUAAAAAGACAGUCUAUAAAUCCUUCUCACAAAGAAGGAACAGCGACAGCAGCAUUCUAUGGUCA